Chelonoidis abingdonii (Abingdon island giant tortoise) is the source of this 2654-nucleotide messenger RNA. RefSeq names its product guanine monophosphate synthase (gene GMPS). Gene Ontology annotation, cellular component: cytosol. Gene Ontology annotation, molecular function: ATP binding; GMP synthase (glutamine-hydrolyzing) activity; GMP synthase activity. Gene Ontology annotation, biological process: GMP biosynthetic process. The record is from RefSeq and is a predicted model, not a curated record. NCBI's taxonomy places the organism in Eukaryota, Metazoa, Chordata, Testudines, Testudinidae.
GGGCAGGAUUAGCUCAUCUCGGUGGCGGCUCCUCGGCAGCCUCCCCGUGCUCCGGGCGCCCUCUCCUCGUCCCCGGCCGUGCGGCGCGGCGGCCAGUCCCCAGCCGGCUCCAUGGCUCUGUGCAAUGGAGACGCCAAGCUGGAGAAUGCUGGAGAUGUUCAGGAUGGCCAAUAUCACUAUGAGGGGGCAGUGGUAAUACUCGAUGCUGGAGCUCAGUAUGGAAAAGUCAUAGAUCGUCGAAUACGAGAAUUGUUUGUCCAAUCUGAGAUCUUUCCUUUGGAGACUCCAGCCUUUGCAAUCAAGGAGCAAGGAUUCCGGGCUAUAAUCAUAUCUGGAGGACCAAACUCCGUGUAUGCAGAAGAUGCACCUUGGUUUGACCCAGCAAUAUUUACAAUAGGCAAACCCGUUCUUGGAAUCUGCUAUGGCAUGCAGAUGAUGAAUAAGGUAUUUGGAGGUACAGUGCACAAAAAAGAUGUUAGAGAAGAUGGAGUUUUCAGCAUUACUCUGGAUAACACAUGCUCACUGUUCAGGGGCCUUCAGAAGGAAGAGUUUGUGCUCCUCACUCAUGGAGAUAGUGUAGAUAAAGUAGCUGAUGGGUUCAAAAUUGUUGCACAAUCUGGGAACAUUAUAGCAGGUAUAGCAAAUGAAUCUAAAAAACUGUAUGGAGUUCAAUUCCACCCUGAAGUUGGCCUUACGGAGAAUGGAAAAUUGAUACUGCAGAAUUUCCUCUAUGAUAUUGCUGGAUGCAGUGGUAACUUCACAGUAGAAAAUAGACAGCUUGCAUGUAUUCAAGAGAUCAAAGAGAAAGUGGGUUCAUCAAAAGUCCUGGUUUUACUCAGUGGAGGUGUGGACUCAACAGUGUGUACUGCUCUCCUGAACCAAGCUUUAAACCAAGACCAAAUCAUAGCUGUACACAUAGAUAAUGGAUUCAUGCGCAAGAGGGAAAGCCUAUCUGUGGAGGAGGCACUCAAAAAACUUGGAAUUCAAGUCAAAGUGGUAAAUGCAGCCCAUUCAUUCUACAAUGGUACAACAACUCUGCCAAUCUCUGAUGAAGACAGAACUCCCCGAAAAAGAAUUAGCAAGACUUUAAAUAUGACUACAAGUCCUGAGGAAAAAAGAAAAAUUAUUGGUGACACCUUUGUGAAGAUUGCCAAUGAGGUAAUUGGAGAAAUGAAUCUGAAACCUGAAGAGGUCUUUCUUGCUCAGGGAACCCUAAGGCCUGAUCUCAUUGAAAGUGCUUCCCUUGUUGCAAGUGGCAAAGCUGAAGUAAUCAAAACUCAUCACAAUGACACAGAGCUGAUCAGAAAGUUGAGAGAAGAGGGUAGAGUAAUAGAGCCACUGAAGGACUUCCACAAGGAUGAAGUAAGAGUGCUAGGGAGAGAACUUGGUCUCCCAGAAGAGCUGGUCUCAAGGCAUCCAUUCCCAGGUCCUGGCCUAGCAAUCAGAGUAAUAUGUGCUGAAGAACCUUAUGUUUGCAAAGACUUCCCUGAAACUAACAACAUUUUGAAAAUAGUAGCAGAUUUUUCUGCAAGUGUUAAAAAGCCACACACUCUGUUACAAAGGGUCAAAGCAUGCACAACUGAAGAGGACCAGGAGAAGCUGAUGCAGAUCACAAGCCUACAUUCACUGAAUGCCUUCUUGCUGCCAAUCAAAACUGUGGGAGUGCAGGGUGACUGUCGCUCAUAUAGCUAUGUAUGUGGGAUCUCCAGUAAAGAUGCCCCACACUGGGAGUCUCUUAUGUUCCUAUCCAGGCUCAUACCACGAAUGUGCCACAACAUUAACAGAGUUGUCUAUGUGUUCGGUCCACCAGUCAAAGAACCUCCUACAGAUGUUACACCCACUUUCCUGACGACCGGAGUCCUCAGCACUUUACGCCAAGCUGAUUUUGAGGCUCAUAAUAUUCUCAGGGAGUCUGGUUAUGCCGGAAAAAUCAGCCAGAUGCCAGUAAUUUUGACACCAUUGCAUUUUGACCGAGACCCCCUACAGAAACAACCUUCCUGCCAGAGAUCUGUGGUUAUUCGAACUUUUAUCACUAGUGACUUCAUGACAGGCAUUGCAGCAACUCCUGGCAGUGAGAUCCCAGAAGAGGUUGUGUUGAAGAUGGUGACAGAGAUUAAGAAGAUUCCUGGCAUUUCUCGGGUGAUGUAUGACUUGACAUCAAAGCCACCAGGGACUACUGAAUGGGAGUAACAAUUUGUUUUUUUUCUAUUGAAGUACUGUGUGCAGUUUAAAUUAUAUCAGAAACCAUUCCCAGUGUUGACAUGCAGUACUGUGAAAAGAGUGACUGGAGCUGCUACAUAACAUCUGAUUCCUCUCCUGGAGCAUAAAUCUGCAGUUAAGAGCUAUGUUGGGGAUAACUAUAAGUGGGGCUGAGGAUUUGUACGGGUAAAUAAUCAUGGCAGCAUUGCCUGUGCGCAGACAGAUUCAUAUUGCUUUUGCCUUUUGUCUUUACUGAUUCUUCCUGUUUUCAUGUGUUUUAUUGUUACUGUCAUUUCAAUGUCUCUGUUUUUGUACACUGUGUAAAAAGAGACAGUUUAUUUACUUUUACCAAAAUCAUUGUUACAGCCUAAAAAUGUAAAAUGAAUAAUUAAUAUGACCAACUGCUUUUGAACAGAUUUAUUAUAAAUAAAUAUUUUGCCAAAUGGAGUAGUGGG